Molecule: messenger RNA, 670 nt
Organism: Drosophila montana
Lineage: Eukaryota; Metazoa; Arthropoda; Insecta; Diptera; Drosophilidae
Exons: 4
Coding region: 87-644 (185 amino acids)
Source: RefSeq, a predicted model, not a curated record
UAUUUGUUUGUGUAAAUUUCGUAGUAAACACGUCCUAUUUUUGGUCUGCGAAUUAUUAAUUUAUAAACUUUAUCAAUGCACGUGUAAUGAAAAGGAGUUCUACAAUGGACGGACAAUUAACUUAUGAAUCAGCAGUCAAGAAAGCUCAAUUGGUGGAGCGUAACCCCCAAUUUCAAUUGGAUCCUAUGCGUGUCUCGCACCACGAUGAAAGUGAUAUAAUUAAUCUAGCGCAGCAAAUACAAACGGCGGAUAAGCAUCUGAAGCACAGCACCAGCCAGAAAUUGGUUGUUAUACUGGACCAGAUAAAAAUGCUGCAAGCACAAGCUAUGAAUAUACUCAAGGAGUCCAAUGAGAGUCGAACACUACACAGCGCUGCUUGCAAUUUCGCCAAGAAACCUGGCCAUAUCUAUCAUCUUUACCAAAGAGCCACUGGCCAGAACUAUUUUAGCAUGCUGUCACCAGAAGAAUGGAAUCAUUCUGUGGACCAAACGUAUAAGGGCAGCUAUAGACUCGAAUAUGAUUUAAGCUGGACACCGAUAGAUAAAAUAAAGGAGCAUGAUGAUAAACUUAAAUGGGUGGAACAAUGCAUAAAUAGCGGCAACGGUACAAAACUUGCUAUUGAUUUUAAUGUUACAAAUAAUUAGAGCAAUAAUAAAUUUCAAUGACAGAU